AUGCAAUUGUCUUAUCUUUUCAGAUGACACCCUUUGCCCAUACUUCCUCAGGAAGCUUUUUCCUGUGAGGAAUUAGGUCUCCACGUAUUGUUGCAUUUAUGAGGAGAGGGAGCAGUGUUGCUGCUCGCUUUCAUAUAGAGCAGAUUUUCUCCGCGCAUGGCCGGUGUCUCUCCUGAGAGGUCUCUCGCAAAGGUCUCUCUCACAACACCCUGCAUCCUUCCCCCACUCUCUUUUAUCAUUCGAACAACGAUAACCACAGUGGGCUAUUAACAAAUGCUGUUUAUUUUCUACACUGUGAGCUACAGUCAUUGCUGGAAGUGGUCGUCGGCCCAUCUAAUGAACCCCCCGUCUAUUUUGCAUUCAAAGAAAAUCCAGUGUGUGGCAAUACCUUUUCACUCGCCGUGCUAGCAAACGAGGUCUUCAUGGUUUACUUAUUCACAGGUAUUCACCAAUGUGAAAAUGAAUGGUGGGAGGUUCUAAAACGACAUGGUCACCCAGAUUGAUUCUAGAUGGAGUCUUUGAAUGCGGUGGAGCUCCGUGAAUUGGGGGAUGGUAAAAGGCGAAUUACCCACGAGGCCUCAUCGCCGCAGCAGCCCUCGCGGUCAGGACCUCGGACAGCGACCAGUGGCAUUGAGAACGCCUCCUAUCAGGAUGAGGACACGGAGAUUAAGUUUCCUGCCGGCUCAAGACAACACGUCCACGAGUCUAUAUCUCACACCAGAGACCAACCAAAUUCCCAAAACCUCCAACGGGAUGAGCUCUCUCCAAGAUCUGACGAUGACCAAGAGAUGGAUUUUAAUGGAAAUACCGUGGACUAUGGAUUCGUUUCAGCUCUGGUGUUCCUGGUCGGUGGAAUUGUCCUGGUAGUGAUUGCUUACACCAUACCGAGAGAAGCUAAGGUCAACCCAGACAUGGUGACAGCACGUCAGAUGGAAAAACUAGAAAUGUACUAUGCACAGCUGGGUUCCCAUCUGGACAAGUGUAUAAUAGCAGGUCUUGGGCUGCUUACUCUAGGUGGGAUGCUUUUGUCAAUCAUGCUCAUGGUGUCAAUAUUUAAGGGUGAACUGUACCGCAGGAGGACUUUUGCCUUGUCUAGAAGACCCAGGAAAACAUACGGAUCUAUAAAUCUUCGAAUGAGGCAGUUGGAGGGUGAGGGGAGGGAGACUCUGGUUGAAUGUGAACCUAACACCUCAAACACUGCCCUGGCCAGUGAAGACGGUACUAACCAAGUGUCUGCUCCGACGAAAGAACAGUAGCACAAUGCCAGCAACAAUUGUUUAUCAAGGGUUAUUUCUUAACUGAGGUUGUUUUAAGACAAGCAAAUAAAGGUAAGACACAUUUCAGACAUGUCGUUUGAAAUAGUAGGUUACAGGGAUAACGGGUUAAAGAGAGUACAAUUUCCAAUCAAGAAUGUUACCACGACUUAAGAAAUAAAAUAGCAUUAGGAUUUAUUUGUUGAUGCAAAAAGCACAAUGGGAAACCACAGAAAGAAAUGUUGAAACAAAAACAAUAACGAUAUAACAUGCUGCAAACUAACAGCUAUCUGCUUCUCAACACUUGAAAUGUAUGUCUGUAUAAUCUUCUGUAUAUCAGAUUACUAAUGAAAUCAUGUAAGAUAUUUCAAUAUUAUGUAAGGUUGCCUUAAAAACACUGUCACUGUAAAUUGAAUUCACAAUGAAGUGGAAUAGUUGGCCUGCUUGUGAUUCAAGGAUUAUAGGACAGUUGCUGUAUAACUUGGAUGUGCACAUAGCAACAGAAUGAAAUACUUUCCGUACCUGUGAGCUAGUAUUAUUCAAUUCAUACAAGUAUAGGAAGUCAGUGUUUAUCUAAUUAUCCAAUAAUGUUAAAUAUUUAUUUGUGGGCAGAAGUCUUUACAUAAAUAGCAGGACCUGCUCUCCCAUCAGUCUUACUCACCUAUAGCAGAUAUGGGGAACCUGUGGUGAACUGGUACAAUAAUUAAUUAACCAAACAUAACAUACGGUUUCAAAUUAUAUCAAAGAAUGUAUAAGAUACUCAUAAUCAGAAGUGCAGAGUGCAACAAUAUUAACCAGGGGAGGUGACAGGAGAAAGAUUGUAGGACAGAAAUCUAUCCUGACAGUUCCGAGUUUUGACACAAACUUUGAUUUUUCAUCAUUGUCUUAUAUUUCCUUCAUUUAUCCUAAGGUUGUUUACAUGCAUAUUUUGCUACCAUCCAUUAAGUGCAUAUUUAAUGAAUGAGUGAAUGAGUAUGAAGCUAACUACUUCAGAGACUCUUUUGGCACACUAUCACCAUUAUGUGACCAUUUUCAGAGAGGUUAUUUCAGUACAUCUGUCUAAUCACUGAAGUUUGCUGUCAACAGCUGCUUAUCAAAACAGUAUUCAGUAUUUCAUCAAAACGCUUUGAGCUUGUCUAUUUGUAUUUGAUUUCCUUUACUGAGUGGUUCAUUUCAACUGUGUAGGUAUAAGUAUAAUGUUGCUUUAUUGCAAUGCAUUGUAACAGCUUGAUUUCAGUAUAUGCCAAGUAUAGAUCAUACACCAUAAUUUAGGGGUAGUGGGUCAGAGGAGCUGUUUUAUAGGACACCUCUAGACCUGACCUUUAUUUUCCUUUGAUUGUGUAUAACACACCUGAAGACAGAAUCUUGUAGCAGCAUCAGAAUAUUGUCCCAAAGAAAAAUACUAAAGAAAAGUAAUUGCAUGGACCUGAGAGAUAGAGAUUUGAAUUUUGGAAGAAACUACAAAUGCAGAUUUAUGCAAAAGAGAUACUGGGAAGAUCUGCAUGAGAGAAUAUGGGAUGACAACAUUCUGUUACACUUGGUUAAGGAAUGAGCUCAAGUUAAAAAGCACAUGACAUAACAAAAGCAGCACAUCUUUAAACUGAUUUUCAGCUGCAUCUCAUUGGCUUUUGCCUGACAUAAAAGAAAACAGCAGAGAAUUUAGUAGGAAAAGUAACAGCGAACAAAAUAUAGACCUGGCUAUAGCUCCUGAUUUAUAAGCAAAAAAUGUGCCGUGUUAAUCCACAGUAACCUGCUUAUGUACCAGCUAUUGUGCCUAUAGAUAUAUGUGUAUUCUGAAAAGCACCAUUUAUUGUGAAUUUGUUCAUCAAACUAAUAGUGAAUUGAAAAUGUUUGCCUUUCUUGUUUGUUAUUCAGCACUUAGAUCGCACUUCAAAUCACUUACAUUUUAGACCAGGGAUACAGUACCACGAUGGCAGCCAUCUGUGAGAUAGGGAGCUGUGUUUGAUCUUGCAUUAUUAUAUUCAAUAUGUUGGUAGUGUGGAUAUGUACAAUGUCUUGAUAUUUCCCAUGAUGUUUAUGACAUUAGUGAGAUGGAUUAUAGGUGAAUGGUGAAAAUGACAUCAUAUACAUAUGUUUACAGAUGUUUUGUGAUCAUAUUACAAACUACACUUCAUGUAUAUUAUUCACCAAUAUUUCUUGUCCUCUGGCCUCUACAUUAAUCUGCUUCUCAUGUUGUUGUUUUUGAGAUAGUCUUUCGUAAAGGUUCAGUGGAUUGACCAUUGCAAUGAAGUUGACGACUGUUCUUUAUAUUUAUUUGUACAAUAUAUUUAAUAAUUUAUUACAGAAAACGGGAUGCUUAACUGAUUGUUACUGAGAUGUUGAUUAAAAUGAACAAACUGAAUGUCCCCACAAGCUUGAAAAAUGAUAGAUGUUGUCUUUCUUUCUCAAUGCAAUACAAAGCUGAUACAGCAAUAUACCUUCUACACUCAAGGACCAUAUCAACACUGAUAGGAAUGUUUUGUCAUUUGGUUAUAUGUUAUCUUGUCAAAGGUCAGGAGAGAUUAAAAGCCAAUUAUUACAAA
Molecule: messenger RNA, 3796 nt
Organism: Clupea harengus (Atlantic herring)
Lineage: Eukaryota; Metazoa; Chordata; Actinopteri; Clupeiformes; Clupeidae
Gene: tmem74b
Product: transmembrane protein 74B
Source: RefSeq, a predicted model, not a curated record